AUGACAAUCGCCAACCUCCUCGUGUCCCUGAACGACAAGGUCCAAGAGAACAAGGGCCAGUCUGUUCUCUUGACGCUCGUUAUUGCUCCGUUGAUAUACCUCUUUAUCAACGAACUCGUCCGACACAAUGCACGCAUCAGCAAUCUCCAAGGACCCUCCGGGCUUCCGUUGAUCGGGAAUAUCUGGGAUAUCCAUAUCAACGCCGCUGAAAAGUAUCGCGAAUGGUCUAGAAAGUAUGGCAAGGUGUAUCAGAUUCAGCUUGGCAAUAUUCCCAUUGUCGUUGUCAACUCGGCCAGCGCUGCAAGGACCAUCUUUGGAGCCAAUGCCCAAGCCCUGAGCUCACGUCCCGAGUUCUAUACUUUCCACAAGGUAGAUGCGCAAUGCUGUCGUCGUCGCAAGGGUGCCGCUUCUGCCCUCAACCGACCGUCGGUGGCUACCUACGUCGAUCACCUCGAUAUCGAGACUCGAGACUUUAUCAAGGAGCUCUGCAACUAUGGAGAGGCUGGCAAGAUCCCCGUCGACCCGAUGCCCAUGAUCCAACGCCUCUCGCUGUCCCUCGCUUUGACACUCAACUGGGGUAUUCGACUCAAGAGCCAGGAGGAUGACCUCUUCAAUGAGAUCACCCACGUCGAGGAAGAGAUCAGCCGCUUCAGAUCGACUACUGGAAACCUGCAAGACUACAUCCCUCUCCUCCGUCUGAAUCCUCUCAACCUGUCAUCUUCCAAGGCUCGCUCCAUGCGUGACAGACGCGACAAGUACCUCGGAGAUCUCAACCGCGGUCUCGAUGAGCGAAUCGCCAAUGGAACUUACAAGCCGUGCAUCCAAGCCAACGUCAUCAUGGACAAGGAGGCCAAGCUCAACAAGGACGAACUCACCUCCAUCAGUCUGACCAUGCUCUCUGGUGGUCUCGACACCAUUACCACGCAGGUGGCCUGGUCCAUCGCCUACUUUGCCCAGCAUCCCGAAAUCCAGGAGAAGGCCAAGGCGGAGAUCGAAAAGUUCUAUGCAACCAACCAGCCGAUGUGUGAUGAGGAAGACGAUCAGAAGUGCCAGUACAUUGUUGCCCUCGUGCGAGAGUCUCUGCGAUACUUUACUGUGCUUCGACUUGCUCUGCCUCGCGCCUCUAUCAGGGAUGUUGUCUACAACGGAGUUACCAUUCCCAAGGGAACUGUUGUCUUUUUGAACGCUUGGGCUUGCAACAUGGACGAGCAAGUCUGGACAGAUCCCGAGGUCUUCCGACCAGAGCGCUGGCUAGAGCAACCCGAUGCCCCCUUGUUCACCUACGGUGUUGGCUAUCGCAUGUGCGCCGGAUCCCUGCUUGCCAACCGAGAGCUCUAUCUCUUGUACAUGAGACUUCUCAACAGCUUCAAGAUCGAGAAGCACGACGACAUCGAUUGCGAUCCCAUCACAGGCAACUUGGAUCCCACCAGUCUUGUGGCUAUGCCUCGCCGCUACAAGGCCGUUUUCACGCCACGGGAUCCCAAGGCCUUGAAGGCAGCUUUGGCACAGCAGGUGGAGUAG
Fusarium vanettenii 77-13-4 is the source of this 1521-nucleotide messenger RNA. RefSeq lists its product as uncharacterized. Lineage: Eukaryota; Fungi; Ascomycota; Sordariomycetes; Hypocreales; Nectriaceae. Gene Ontology annotation, molecular function: heme binding; oxidoreductase activity, acting on paired donors, with incorporation or reduction of molecular oxygen; monooxygenase activity. The transcript is spliced from 3 exons. The coding region runs from base 1 to 1521 and encodes 506 amino acids. The record is from RefSeq and is a predicted model, not a curated record.